GAUGUGAAAUAAUGAAUGCUCCCUUGGCCAUAUCCAAGAUGGCGGUCCAGUUUGUUUACAUACAUUGUUACUAAAUGUAGCCAGAUAAACUGAUUAGGAAAAUCGUCGCCUUACCGCAUUCAUUUCCUAAAAGCCUAAUGUCUAAAUUUAGUUUGGUAAAGAACAGAAAAUACCGAAAAUGCUAAGUGGUCGAAGUGUUCGUAUAGCUGUUAAGUAUCGUAGCUGGAAUCCUACACAGCAAGAGUGGAAAUUAGCCGCACAAUGUGUACAGGUGGAAGAAAAAGAAAGAAUUGGAAAAUUUGUUUUUAAAAGAGACGCGAAAUCAGCCAUGGUUGGUCGUCUUGUCAUGCGGUAUGCCAUGUCACGAAUAUUAAAUGUACCUUCACGAACAUUACGAUUUAGCAGAACAGAUAAAGGAAAACCAUUCCUGCUUAGUCCUAUAGAUCGGACUACACCCCGUUGUGAUGUCAGUUUUAAUAUCUCACAUCAUGGGGACUAUGUUGUGUUUGUUGCUGAGCGCGGGCGAUUAGUUGGUGUGGAUACAAUGAAAAUAGAAUGGCAGAGAAACAAGCCAAUCAAAGAUUUUUUGACUACAAUGGAGGACCAGCUGACCUCAGUAGAGUGGAAACAAGUCAAGCAAUUUACUAGUGAUUUGGACCAACUGAAAACUUUUCUCAGGUUUUGGUGUCUCAAAGAAAGUCUAGUGAAGACAUUGGGAACUGGCAUAGGGUUUGAUGUCAGCCGCUUAAACUUUCAACUUAAAACAACAGAGGUUAGAGACAGUCUAAUGGUCAGAGACACACAGGUUGAGAUUGAUGAUGAACCAGCUCCAGAAUGGCACUUUGAGGAAACGAUGCUGGAGGAUCACUGUGUUGGUGUAGCCAUUCAGGAUAAAAACUUUGACAAGAAUGAAGAGGCACCAUCAUUUAGACUGCUUGACAUACAAGACAUACUGUCAGCUUGUGAACCGCUGACAGGUUCCAGCCCUGACCAGGAGUACUGGGAACUGUUUAGUAGUCGGGAGGAGGAGCCUGAGCUCAGAUGACACCAAAGGGGUAAAAGGGGGUGUGUAGGAUACGAUGAAGCUAGCUAAAUGAGCUUAGACUGAUUUCAUUUAUAAGCAUUAAGCAGAGUUGAACAGAUGAAAUUUAUGUCUUUUCAGGGAGAUGUUCUAGAUAGUUGUUUGUAUUUUGUUUAUGUUCUAGAUAUUUGGUUGUAUUUUAUCUUAUUAGAGAUGCUGUUGCAAAAUUUUGUUGAAUUUGUAUUAAUAUAAUUUUUUUUGUCUAUUUGAACUUACGUGUAUUUCAGCAUUUUAUGUUACAGUAAUUGAUAGGAUGUGUUCAUAUUUCAAAUCCUAAGUGUGCAUAAUUGUACAGGUGAAUGUACAAAUAUAAGUGAGGUAGAACUGGCCUUAUGCUUUUUAGUGGCUCGUGGAAAAGCCACUAUUUACUUAUAAGUUGUAGUUGGCAUACAUAGCAUUGUUUUGUUAUUUUUUUCAGUUUUAUGUGAAUUUUUUAAAAAUUUGUUAAUAAUUAUAAUAAUAUUUUAUUCAAAUCUGAAAACAACUUUAGUUUCAUUUGUUUAAACUUAAUAUUAGUCUCUUGACUAUAGUAGUCUUUGUUUUUUCCCCCACAUGAUCUAUUAUUAUUUAUUUUGUAUUGCUUGUUUUUCAUGUUCCUGUCACAUGCUCAGUGCAUUCAGGUCCUAGUUCUUUUGUGGACAACAGUGAGGAGGGGAGGAAGGUUUCCUUGCUUUUGACAGCAAACAAAACUCAAGUCAAUCUCAAAGUCAAAAGUUCUAGUCAGUAUUGGGAUUCAAACUUGAGCUCUUUCAGGUGGAUAGCCAAGUGGUUUUAGCCACUCAUGCUCACAUCCCAUAAUUUAUAUGUUGCUUACUAAAUUUCAAGGAAUUAAUUUUUAAAAAUUGCUUUUAUAUAGUGAAUUUUUCAUGCUAUGGUCCAAUCUCUAAUGUGGACAUGUGGGUGCAGGGUGUAUCUGGGAAGAGGUUUCAGAAAUGUAUUAACAGCAUCAGCAAACACAACUGGUCUAUGCUACUCAAUAGCUCAGACUGUUCAGAGUUCAUAGAACUGAGUAAUCAGAACAGAUGGGGUUAAAAACUUCUACUAGUUUUAUUUAGUCUCAACAGGGAAAGUAAUUCUCCUUAUUUGAGCACACUAGUCUUCCAUCAAGUCUGUGUCAACUUCUGAAAGAUGAGAACUGUGCUUGACAUUAGUUGAGGACAGAUUUUUUUUUAUGAUGUAAGUACAUUGAAAGAGUGAAGCAGUUUGUUUUUAAAAACACAAACAUAAUACUUAGGAUGAUGAACAUUAUGCAUAUAUAUAUAUAUAUACCUUAAGACAAUUUAUCACUAAUAAUUUGUAGCAGUAAUUACUUAUUAAUUUAUAAUUUGAAGCAUCAAUACAUAAACAAAAUGUCAGUAAAUAAACUGAAUUAUUUCUUUCAAUAGGCUUGUCUUAUGCUUCUUGAUGACAUGCCAUGAUGUUAAGUGUGUCUAUUCAGUGGAUGUCUAAACAUUGUGAAUUGAAAACUGAAUAAUUUUGAUAUGAAAAAAAAACUGCUGAUAACAAAUGUGAACAUGUCGAUGAUUUAUCAUAUGAGAAGUGUUUCUAAGACUGAUAGUUACAUCAUCUUUUAAAUCUGGUCAAAUAAAACUUUUAGGAUUUAUAAGUUUCUAACUUUCCUUCAGAACUAAAGAUUGUUAGUCCCAGGACGGCAUGGAAUGGCAGCUGUCAAGCUUUUAACUUGGCACAAUCAUGAUGAUGGUCCAAAGAGCAUACUACCUAUACUACCUGGCCAAGAGUCAUACUACCUGGCCAAGAGUCAUACUACCUGGCCAAGAGUCAUGCUGGUAUCUCCAAUGUAACACAAUAAUCACUUCUUUACUUUUUUUUUUUUUUUUUAAAGAACUUAACCUAGAUACUUUUAUUAUGAAAGGUAUGAUAGCAACUAGUUAAGUAUUAGUCAAAUAAAAGGUGAAGCUUUCUAGCUCAAGGAAUCUAAAAAAUAGUUUUAUGAUAAUCUCAUGAGGAUCUAUUUAAAUGCAGCUAUUAUAAUUUCAGAAGUCCAUGUUAGCAUGCCCAUACAAAUUUGUUAAGCAUUAAAGAUGGCUGCCUGGUCGUGCGGUUUCCGCGCUGGACUGUAGAUUUAUCGAUGGUCGAAGGUUCAAAUCCUGCCUAUCUAGGAAGUAAACUAUCUUCAACUGUGAAGGAACAUCCGAAACAUGUAAAACAUUAAACAAACAAAAGCAAGCUUUUACUAAGUGUUUUUAUUUCAAGAUAUGUAACAUGUCUCUCUCAUGGAAACUUAAGUACAACAUUUGAAUUACUCUAAAUUUUUGUUGUAAGCAUUAAUAUAACAAUAACUGCAAAUUCAUUAUAUUUAUAUAUAAUUAUAAUUGAUACAUAAUGUAUAAGUCUAUACAAUAAACACUUUUAAAUUAUAAGUCUCCAGUUUUUAAUCACUGAAUUUGCUUUGGUAUAUUAUAACUCUCUUUCGGACGCUACAAUCGUUGAUUCCACCAGAAUGUGGUAAAUAAUUAUGGAGAGAAAGAGUUAAUAUAUGGCCAAAACCAAUGUAACAAUGACAUUGUGCACACAAUAAGUAAGAUUACAUAAAUAAAUAAAAAUAGAUUUUGUGCUAGAUAAAUUAAUUUUAAUUCUAUGUUAGCAAAACUUAGUUGGUUUUCUUUUUGAAUAGACUCAUUAUUAAUCAACUGUACAGCCUACUGCUUGCUUGAACUAAGUAGGACUAUUAAAUAAAGCUUUGUAUUAUGCCAAAACAAUUAUACAUUUUAACAACCUUUUCCAACUAGACAAAAUCAAUGCAAUGUCUCAUUCUUAUGUCAUCAAAACAAAUAUGUCAUAGAUCUAGGUCAAGCUCAUCACAGCAAAACAAAUAUGUCAUAGAUCUAGGUCAAGCUCAUCACAGCAAAACAUUGCAUUGAUGACACACAAACUUGAUGAUAAAAAAAACAACAAAAAAACAGAAUAAUUAAGAAAAAAUAAAUAAACAAUACAGUAAAUAUAAUAGAAACAAUGGCUUGCAAAAAAAAAAUCAACAAUUUUGUUUUUAAGACCAUUCAAUUAUGGGUUGAUUUUGUGCUCUCAAAUAAAAAAAAACUGACUAAACAAAGACUUAAGUUUUAUCUUUCCUUCUUAAAAUGAAACCAAUGAAGAUCAGACUCUGUGAGAAGUUUUUGAAAUGUACACAGAACAAAGUUUGUCUUCCAUUCAAUAAGCCAGAGCCAUCAAAAUGUUAAUAUUUGUUUUUUGCAUCAGAUUAUUGCUAUUUAGAAGAACAAGUUGCUACUAAAGCACAUAAGAUGACUCGUGUUCAGAAGAGUGGUGAUGAACAGCUAACUUAACAUAUUGAAAGUUGCCUGUUUGGAUUAUAGAUUGUAAGAGGUAAUAGAUAAUAAUUUACAAAAAAAAAUAAUUUAAAUGGCCAUUCAGGCUUGUCUACAUUAUUUAGUUUUUAGUCAUAAUAAUGUCUCUGUUCAAAUGGCAUGAAAAUACUAUCAAUAUAGUUAACUAUGUCUGUCUUCAGUGCUAUCUACUUCACCAAAAUAAAUAAAAAAUUAUUCAGUAAACCAGGAUUUCCAAGAUGGAUGCAAACCCCACCAGGUUGCUGACUCUAGGAGACAUCUGACAAUUAGUGAGAAUAAACAAAUGUUCACACAACCUGUGGUGGUCAGAUUUCAGUAGCAAUGCACACAACCUUAACAAAGUUGUACAUUAACACAGUUACAAGCAUUAAAAAAACAACCCUAAAGGUUAUGAAGUCAAAGGUUGCUUCAGUCAAAGUUUCAGCAGUUUGUCAGUCAAGUGAACACCCAUAACAGUUUUGUUGGGAGUUGAGAAAA
Biomphalaria glabrata is the source of this 4881-nucleotide messenger RNA. Its product is annotated as L-aminoadipate-semialdehyde dehydrogenase-phosphopantetheinyl transferase-like. The coding region runs from base 179 to 1045 and encodes 288 amino acids. Gene Ontology annotation, cellular component: cytosol. The record is from RefSeq and is a predicted model, not a curated record. The transcript has 5 exons. NCBI's taxonomy places the organism in Eukaryota, Metazoa, Mollusca, Gastropoda, Planorbidae. Gene Ontology annotation, molecular function: magnesium ion binding; holo-[acyl-carrier-protein] synthase activity.